UUCAGUGUGUGUCGGCGCGAGUCAAAAGUGCGGGUCUGCAGCUCUGCUACAUUUUAUGGGAAAGUCAGUUUCCCACCAUUGUGUCCAGGCACUGACAGGGCUCGCGCUGUUGUUGAAGACUAUGAGAAACAGACGUAACAGGAUUCCGGGAGCAGCACAGGAAGAGACCGAGUUCAGAUAAUGUUGGAGCCGCCGAGGUAAAGGCAGACCUCUUUGUGGAGCUUUUCAGCGUCUUUCUGGACAAUCUUGUGGUUGUCAAGUGUCGACAACCUGCUUUUUGAGGCGUGCGGCGGUUCCUUGCCAACGGCGAUAGUGGCUGUGCUGAGUUGCAGGGCUACAUGCCAUGGGCUGUGUUUUCUCCCUGCCAAAGGACAGGAGAGAUGCUGCCGAGAGAGCGCCUACAACAAGAGAGACGAGUUUCAUUGAGAAAAUGAAGAAAACGGGCAAGAACAUCAUUGUGUUCUAUGGCUCUCAGACGGGCACAGCAGAGGAAUUCGCCAGCAGAUUGUCUAAAGAUGCUCAACGCUACGGCAUGAAAGGAAUGGCUGCUGACCCAGAGGAAUACGAAAUGGGUGAACUGUCCCGUCUAGCUGAGAUCAAAAACUCACUCGCCAUAUUCUGCAUGGCCACUUACGGAGAGGGAGACCCGACAGAUAACGCCCAGGAUUUCUAUGACUGGCUACAGGAAAAUGAUGACGAAGACCUCUCUGGACUCAACUACACGGUAUUUUCUCUGGGCAACAAGACAUAUGAACACUACAACGCAAUGGGGAAAUAUGUCGACAAAAGGUUGGAAGAACUUGGGGCCAAGCGCAUCUUUGACCUCGGUUUGGGAGAUGAUGACAGCAAUUUGGAAGAGGAUUUUGUCUCAUGGCGAGAGCAGUUUUGGCCUGCUGUCUGCGAGCACUUUGGAGUGGAAGCCUUAGGAGAUGACUCAAGCAUACGACAAUAUGAGCUGAAGGAGCACACCGACAUGAACAUGAACAAAGUGUUCACCGGAGAGAUUGGCCGUCUGAAGAGUUUUGAAGUCCAGAAGCCGCCAUAUGAUUCGAAGAACCCCUUUUUGGCUCCAGUCACUGUCAACCGCAAACUGAACAAAGGCGGUGAAAGGCACCUGAUGCACCUUGAACUUGACAUUUCCGGCUCCAAGAUCAGAUACGAGUCAGGAGACCACGUGGCUGUUUUCCCAACAAAUGACGCGGUGUUGGUGAACCAGUUGGGGCAGAUCCUUGGAGUAGACCUUGAUGUGGUUAUCUCUCUGAACAACCUUGAUGAGGAGUCCAAUAAGAAGCACCCGUUCCCUUGCCCUACCACAUACCGUGUGGCCCUAACUCACUACCUCGACAUCACGCACCCUCCUCGCACCAACGUCCUGUAUGAGCUGGCACAGUACGCUUCCGAUCCCAAAGAUCAGGAGAACAUGCGCAAGAUGGCAUCCUCAUCACCCCAAGGAAAGGCGCUUUACCAGAGUUGGGUGCUGGAGCCCUGCAGAAACAUCCUGGCCAUUCUGGAGGACAUGCCAUCUUUAAGGCCGCCCAUCGACCACCUGUGCGAGUUGCUGCCUCGUCUCCAAGCCCGUUAUUACUCCAUAGCCUCUUCCUCCAAAGUUCACCCUAACAGCAUCCACAUUUGUGCCGUGUUGGUGGAAUAUAAGACCAAGACAAACCGUAUCAACAAGGGAGUGGCCACUAAUUGGCUGAAGAACAAACUGGUGACGGACAAUGGCCACAAGUCCACCGUUCCCAUGUACAUCCGCAAGUCUCAGUUCCGCCUCCCCUUCAAGGCCAGCGUCCCAGUGAUCAUGAUAGGCCCUGGCACAGGAAUCGCUCCUUUCAUGGGCUUCAUUCAGGAAAGGGGCUGGCUCAAACAGCAAGGAAAGGAAGUCGGCGAGACGGUGAUGUUCUUUGGCUGCAGACAUAAAAAUGAAGAUUAUAUCUACCAAGAGGAGAUGGAGGAGGCUGAGAAGAAUCAAGUCUUAACGCAGUUGAAUGUUGCGUUCUCCCGAGACCAGGAACAUAAGGUCUAUGUGCAGCACCUCUUGAAGAAAAAUAAGGAGGACCUUUGGAAGCUCAUUCAUUCAGACAGCGCCCAUAUUUACAUUUGCGGGGACGCAAGAAACAUGGCGAAGGAUGUACAAACGGCCUUUUACGAAAUCGCAGAAGAGCUCGGAGGCAUGGCGCGCACGCAGGCCACGGAAUACGUCAAGAAACUGAUGACCAAGGGACGCUACUCACAGGACGUGUGGAGUUAAAACCCUCCCUCCCAGCCUCAAUCUAACUUUAAUUAGUGUUGUCUGGUUUUUUUAUAUCUUAUUUUAUCUGGACUGGAUGUGUAAUUCUUUAACACGUUCAUAUUCAGCCUGGAUCAUGAUGCUGAAGGGGAAAGCCUUACUGUACCUCCGCAGGUUAUGUAGUAAACCUAUUGCACAAUUUUAGUCUCCUACUCAUCUGUGUAAUAUUGUGUCCCUGAACCACCAGCACCAUGUGGGUCUCCUAUUGCCGUGUGUUAUUACUCUGCAUUUUGUUUUUGUUGUCAGACAAAAGGGAGACUCAGCCAUGAUCUAGAAAUUAGAAGAUGCAAACACAAUGCCGUCAUUUCAAUUCAUUUUAAUGAGUGACAAAGUUCAACAAACAUUCAAGUUUGUCAAGUUUUAUUGACUCAUUGACCCUACACGGCUUUUGUACAUUGUGCUAAUUCACUGUGAAUGCAAAUAAUGAAACAAAAAUCCUGCUUUUAAAUGGAAAUUGGCAAAAUAACACAGCAUUAGGGGCAAUUAUGUCCCACUGCAGGCAGUUUUUUAUUAACACUUUUGAACACUAUACAGUAGUUUAUUUCAUUGACAGAGGGAAAUGUUUUAGCAAACUGGUAAUAAAAUGUUUUUUACAAGGGAUUUUUUUUAGUUUGAUACUAAUUAGCUUUUCAGAAGCAAGUAUGGUAUGCAGAAGAGAUUCUUUACUUUGUUUUAUUUCAUACAAACAUGCAUUAAAAUAAAAAUUUGAAUGAACAUAGUACAAUGUUUAUAUCCCAAGUUGGAGCAUUUGAAUUACCUGUAACUAGCUUUGUUUGAUGCAUUUGACUGAAGAACACAUCUAUACAUACAUAUACAUCUAUACAUACUUACAUGCAUGCAUGUACCUUGUCUCUGUGUUCCCUACAACGUAAUGUGAAUUCAAAGUCAAGACCGUUUCAUUCUGCCAACCAGCUCGAAAGCUGCCUGUGCCUUUUUAAAAACUGCCUUACAUAUUGGGUUUGUAAAUGUCAUAUAACCUUCCUUUUAUGUCCCCCCCGAAUGUUUAAUUAACAUACACUUGACUCUUCAGUGUUGACUUUUCCCCCAUUUCCCCUAUACACAUAUAUAUAAAUAUAUAUUAUUUGACUGCAAAGACAUGCUUUUUUUUUUUUUUUAAAGAGAAAAAUAAAAUUUAAAUAAAUUGUUAAA
Messenger RNA from Nerophis lumbriciformis (worm pipefish), 3439 nucleotides. RefSeq names its product P450 (cytochrome) oxidoreductase b (gene porb). Gene Ontology annotation, cellular component: cytosol. The record is from RefSeq and is a predicted model, not a curated record. Gene Ontology annotation, biological process: response to hormone. Gene Ontology annotation, molecular function: FMN binding; NADPH-hemoprotein reductase activity; flavin adenine dinucleotide binding. NCBI's taxonomy places the organism in Eukaryota, Metazoa, Chordata, Actinopteri, Syngnathiformes, Syngnathidae.